Tetranychus urticae (two-spotted spider mite) is the source of this 3544-nucleotide messenger RNA. RefSeq names its product sodium- and chloride-dependent glycine transporter 1. NCBI's taxonomy places the organism in Eukaryota, Metazoa, Arthropoda, Arachnida, Trombidiformes, Tetranychidae. Gene Ontology annotation, cellular component: plasma membrane. Gene Ontology annotation, molecular function: glycine:sodium symporter activity. Gene Ontology annotation, biological process: sodium ion transmembrane transport; amino acid transport; nitrogen compound transport. The record is from RefSeq and is a predicted model, not a curated record.
AAGUGAUGCUAAGAAAACCGAAUUGCAUUUACUUUCAGUUAUUCUUGGUUAGUUAAUCUUAUUUGAUUGCAUCAAUCGAUACAAAGAAAGCUGCUCUAUCCUUUCUAUCUUCUCUUUCUUUGGCAUCACUUUUACUGCAAACAUAUCCUCGUACAUCACCACGUUUUGCCCAUAUUUUUCAUCUUCCUUCAGUUUUCCUCUCUUAUUCUCAUCUAUGAUCUCACUUCAUCAUUGCCAUCCCUAUCUAUCCCUCUCUUACUCUUGAUUUUAGUAAUUAUCAUUCAUCUUAAUCUUCAUCAUCAGUAAAUGGUGUCAAUUAUCUCUUUAUUUUUGUGUUUUUUCAACUCGCACUGUUUACCUCUCGCAAGAUCUCUACUUAACUUUAAAUCAAAUAGUAAAAUUGAUUAUUGGAUUCUCUAGUCAACUACAAUAUCAUCUUUACCGUUAAGUUUAUCUUCGAUUCCUUCAGCUUCAUCAUCAUCCUUGACUUGUGUCAUCCACUGUUCAACUGAUUAUUGGAUCAACCUUUAGCUGCUUUUGUCUCCCCUUUUCUCUGCUUCACUGUCCAUCGGAAAGCAUUUCUUGCUUCUUACCCCUUAAUCAUUGACCUCUCGCCAUUACCAGCUAUACCAAUAUGGAAAAGGUUAAAGAUAAAAUAUCAUUUACUCCUAUCAAAAUGUCAUCAGCAUGUUCAGACAGUCCCGAGCUCAAGAUAACCCGAACUCCAAGCUACGAGAAAACUGUUGAAAGAGGCAAUUGGUCUUCAGGAAUUGAAUUUAUUUUAUCAUGUUUAAGUUAUGCUGUUGGUUUAGGAAAUGUUUGGAGAUUUCCUUAUUUAUGUUAUCGCAAUGGUGGAGGAGCUUUUCUCAUUCCAUACACAAUUAUGUUAUUAUUUGUUGGUUUACCUUUGUUUUUUAUGGAACUUGCUUUUGGUCAAUAUGCAAGCGAAGGCCCCAUCACUAUAUGGAAAAUAUCACCUUUAUUUCAAGGAUUGGGCUAUGCCAUGUUUCUCAUGUCUGGUUUGGUUGGAAUCUAUUAUAACAUGAUUCUAGCUUGGGCCAUGUUCUACCUCUUUUCGUCAUUUACUGAUAAACUUCCAUGGAGUUCAUGUGAAAAUGAAUGGAAUACAAAUGCCUGCCGUAAAUUUGACACCAAAAAUUGUACAGCUCAUAAAGGAAUCAUGGAUUCUGAUGGAGAUUGCAUUCUACAAGAAAAUGUAUCUCAAGAAAUCUGGCAAAACCUUACCAGCUCUAAAUAUAAUUCAAAAACUGCUAGUGAUGAAUAUUUUCAUAAUUUUGUGUUGGAAAUAUCUUCAGGAAUUCACGAGCUUGGAAGCAUUCGCAUUGAACUAGCCUUGUGUUUGCUCAUCUGUUGGCUUAUCGUUUUCUUUUGCCUUGUUAGAGGCGUCAAAAGCUUGGGAAAGGUUGUUUAUUUUACCGCUUUGUUUCCAUACUUUGUAUUAACCAUUCUUCUUAUUCGUGGAUUAUCAUUGGAAGGUUCCCUUGAUGGUAUUCAUUUUUAUUUAACACCAGAAUGGCAUCGUUUAGCUGAAAUAAAAGUAUGGAAAGAUGCUGCUAUGCAAAUAUUUUUCUCAUUGUCACCAUGUUGGGGUGGAUUGAUUACCUUAGCCAGUUACAAUCGUUUUCAUAACAAUUUUUUCAAGGAUGCUUUGAUUGUCGCAUUUGGCAAUUGUGGAACAAGUGUCUUUGCUGGUUUUGUUAUUUUUAGUGUUGUUGGAUUCAUGGCAAAAGAAACUGGUCUACCUGUAUCUGAGGUCGCAACUCAAGGAGCUGGUUUGGCGUUCGUUGUCUAUCCAGAGGCUGUUGCUAAACUUCCACUUUCCCCAAUUUGGUCUUUCCUCUUUUUUUCGAUGCUUUUAACCCUCGGUCUUGGAACACAAUUUACUCUCAUUGAAACUGUUGUCACUGGAGUUGUCGAUACUUGGCCUCGUUCAUUGCGACACCGAAAACCUUUGGUCUUGUGUGCUGUCUGCAGUGUCAUGUAUAUCUUGGGGCUGAGUAUGUGUACUCGGGGUGGAAUGUACAUACUUCAAUUGAUGGAUGAUUAUUGUGCUAGCUUUUCAGCCCUAACAAUUGGUUUGAUUGAAGUAAUUGUUAUUGGUUGGGUUUACGGGGUUGAUAGAUUUUUUGAUGAUACCAAAGAGAUGCUUGGAAAAUAUCCUUACCCCAAAAAUUAUUGGAAACUUUUAUUGAAAUGGGUUACACCUUCAAUCAUUGCGAUGAUUCUUAUUUGCUCUAUAUUCAACACUGUACCUAGUAGCUAUGGUGAUCACUUAUUCCCGGGUUGGGCCAAUGGAAUCGGAUGGUUCUUAUCAUUCCUAUCCAUUUCAGCCAUACCUAUUCUGGCCUUUCAUAAAAUUUUGAUGGGGAAAGGGCCGAUUUUCCAGAGAAUAUCAACUUUGAUGCAACCAACAUCUGAUUGGGGACCUAAAUCACAGAUUCAUAGACUCACAGCUCACAGUCCUAAGCAUACUGAUUCCCAAGUGCCAUUAGCAAGCCAAUAUGAUCAAGAUAAUGAGGAUAGUAAUGAUUCCGAUUAUGGUCGAUCACCAACCAAAGGACGUUACUUUAUUCCAGACGAUCCAUCAGAUAGUGAUGCAGGACUAAGAUUAACAGUUCCAAUUGAUUAUCUUGAGACUGGUUUUUAACAUGUAAUAAUCUUGACCCAAGCUACCAAUACCAGGAAACAAGGAGAUAAACCAACAUCCUUCCAUAUUUUUUAAGCCAAAGAAAACAAUAACACAUAUUAUAUUAUAUAAUAUAAAUUAAUUGUAUAAAAUACAUUAAGGGAAAGGUUAAUGAUUAGCUACUGUUUAUAGUCCUUUUAUGUUCGUCCACCAACAAGUUUGUUUAUCUGUUUCCUUUUACAAAAACAUCGUAACUUCUGUAUUAUCUUCAUCUCUAUUAUGUUUUUAAAUUCAAUUUUAAGUUAUUAAUUUUCUUCCACUUCAAAUGUCUGUUAGAAACAUUUGAAUUAUUGUAAAUUUUUAUUUCUCCUAAGACGUAGACGAAUCUCAACUUUGAAAUUCAUUUUAAUCUUGUAAGAUUCUGAAGUGAUUCAGAAUUUAUUUGAUAUUCAAUCAGCUUUUAGUUGGUAAAAUUUAUUUAUAAACAAACAAUGAUAAUAAUAUAAUUGUAAUGUUGAUAAUGGUAAUAAUUAGUAGCAGAGCAACUUGUAUUGAUUGUAAAGUCCUCGACUACUCAAUUUAAAAUAAUUGUAUUGAAGCAAUUAACAAAUGUAAAUUUGAUUUGUAAAAAAAUCCUCAACAAAAAGUAUCCUCAGGUUGCUCAGGAAAAAAUCUCAGAACAAAAUUCAUUUUUUUGUAUUCUUUUGAUCAUAAAACAAUUGUAAUAAGAGAUGAGUUAAUCGUAUGAUCAGUCAAAAUUGUAAACAGCAUUUAAUAUUGAAAAAUAGUACAACAUUGUAUAAUUUGAUUGAUCAAGAGAUCAAUGCAAUUUACUGUCAACAUCAAGGUAAACAAAAAGGUCCUAAAGCAUGAAAUAAAACUAAAUAUUGAAAAUGA